UUGGCCGGAACAGGAAGUGUUGCUGUUACUGCUAGCUAACUACAGGCGCUAGCGAUGCUAGCAUCGCGGACAGAAAUAUUUUUGCUAAGCUAACAUUUUAAACUUGCAGAAAUAGGCUGCUUGAAUCUCGCUAGCUCAUCGGGGAACCUUAGCUUAGCUGCCAUUUUAGCCCCCCGUGCGACAAUAUAGCUGUCGUAAACGUUAUGACUAAUUCAUUUUUAGGGAUCAGGUUGUAUUCUUAGCAUUAGCCUCUGAGCAAAGGUCUGACUAGCAGACAUGGAGAAUCGGGGGAUUGAAGACAUGUUUGACUUUCGUCGGUUUCCAAAAGAUGCAAUUGUGCUCCUGCUCCUGCUGAUUUACUUUCCAGUUGGCAUCUGUUUGAUGUUAAUACGGAUUUUCAUUGGUGUUCACGUGUUCUUGGUCAGCUGUGCACUUCCAGAGAGUUUUGUUAGAAGAUUUAUUGUCAGGAUUAUGUGCUCAGUCCUGGGGAUGCACGUGAGACAGAAAAACCCUCGCUCCAGAGACAAAAACACCAAGCUGUACAUAUGCAACCACGUGACAGAGUUCGACCACAACGUGAUCAACCUUCUGACCCCCUGCCAUACUUCCCAGCUAGAGGGCUCCACAGGCUUUGUGUGUUGGGCCAGAGGCUUCAUGGAAAUCCAUUCAGCAUCUGGCCAGGGAGCACUAGGAGAGUCUCUCCAGAGGUACUGCUCCACUGAAGGCACCCCGCCUUUGCUCCUGUUUCCCGAAGAGGACACCACAAACGGCCGUGCUGGCCUGCUGAAGUUCAGUUCCUGGCCUUUCUCACUGACCGACUCCAUUCAGCCUGUGGCCUUACGAGUGACCAGACCAUUGAUUGCUUUGAGCACACCUGAGUCGAGCUGGCUGAAGGAGCUCUUAUGGACAUUUUUUGCUCCAUGUACAGUGUAUCAUGUAAGUUGGCUCCCACCAGUAUCCAGACAAGAUGGCGAGUCCAUGCAGGAGUUUGCCAACAAAGUCCAGGAGCUCCUAGCCGGUGAACUUGGCUUGGUCUCCACCAAGAUCACUAAAGCUGAUAAAGCGGAGCACAUCAAACGGAAAAUGCACGCUGUACCACAAACAUCCACAAGUGUCAGACCCGGCUCUAUCGGCCUUGGAUUCAUGGUCCAGAGUUUGGGUACAGAUGAUCAUAGGAUUGCUAAGAUGGCCCAACAGGUGAAGGACGUGUUGCCUCAUGUCCCACUCAAUGUCAUCGCAAAGGACUUAGCGAAAACCAAUUGUGUCGACACCACCAUAACAAAUCUGCUGGAGAACAAGGAGGAAAGUCCGAUGGAAGCAACCGGGACGUCGACGUUUGAUUCUUCUAUGAACAACUCGUAUUCCUCUGACUCGGCUCCCACCAUAAAGCCUGCUGCCAAAUGUUUUGGGAGAUCACCCAAUGACAGACAUUUGUCUCUCCAAGAGAGAAAAGAAGCGCUGUAUAAUUUUGCUAGAAGGCGCUACAUGGAAAAACACGGAUUGGAUCAAGAAGACAGUCACUGAACACGCUUUUAGGUCAAGCAUCAUUGAAAACAUGUCUGAGAGAAGCAUAUUCAACUUGCAUAGCUGUCUAAUUUGAAUGGUGAUUUUAUAUUCUGUAAACAGGUACUGUUGCAAAACAGAUUUUGUUAAUUGCAAAUAAAGGUGACGCGUAUUCAGAACAUGUUACGUUGAUGGAAUGGUGAUUAUGCAUGUUUAAUUCUUCAUUCUGGCUGAUACAUAAUUUUGAUAACAAUUUGUAUUACGAUCCACUGACUGUGAAUCAUCUAUUUAUUUUUAUAAUGUCCAGAGUCGUUGAUGAAAAUAAAGUUCAGCUUGACCUUAAGAAAUUUGUCACUGAUGGUGUUUCGAUUAAACGUUGACUCAAAAGCCCA
Molecule: messenger RNA, 1895 nt
Organism: Cottoperca gobio
Lineage: Eukaryota; Metazoa; Chordata; Actinopteri; Perciformes; Bovichtidae
Gene: aup1
Product: AUP1 lipid droplet regulating VLDL assembly factor
Exons: 12
Coding region: 277-1524 (415 amino acids)
Biological process (GO): ERAD pathway
Cellular component (GO): endoplasmic reticulum membrane
Molecular function (GO): ubiquitin binding
Source: RefSeq, a predicted model, not a curated record